Molecule: messenger RNA, 2979 nt
Organism: Esox lucius (northern pike)
Lineage: Eukaryota; Metazoa; Chordata; Actinopteri; Esociformes; Esocidae
Gene: crfb1
Product: cytokine receptor family member b1
Exons: 8
Coding region: 269-2302 (677 amino acids)
Molecular function (GO): protein binding
Source: RefSeq, a predicted model, not a curated record
GAUAUCAGUGUUAUAAUGCUGGAACGGCUGACGUUUGGAAAGUCCAGCGACAAAAAACCUAGGCUUAAUCUACUACUAUGGUUGUUCACUACUGUUUUUUUAAUUUCGCUUCUGCUACACACCCAGGAGAGUUAGGGUUGGGUUUAGAAGGAGGUUUGGGUUUUGAAGAACUAUGCUUCUGACGGGAUACAUUUGGGAACGCAACUUCUUCAGUUCAGAACGGUGACUGACUGUGAUCAAAGAUAUGGUGUAUCAUGAAUAAGAAGAUAUGAAACAUUUCCUGCGAUCUAUCUUUUUUAUAUCACUGUCUUCCUAUGUCAUCGGCACCCUCCUAGCUCCAGUCAAUGUGUACGUAAAGUCCAAGAACUUCAGCCAUGUUCUACACUGGAGCCCAGGUCCAGGCACACCGCCCGGGACCACCUACAAGAUCUACUUCAGGAAUGACAAUGGGAAGUUUGUUCUCAAACAUGAAACCAUCUUGACAAGUCAAUCACUGACACUGAAUCCCAAACAAAAGUACGCCAUCAGGGUUCAGGCCUCCCACAACGGCUCAGUGUCGGCCCUGGUUAAUACUUCCUUCAGCCCCUACGCAGAAACCGUUGUCGAUUCUCCAACAAUUUCUUUGGUUGGAUGUGGUAACUGCCUGGGAUUAAACAUCACACUGGACGAGUCUGUUAAAAAGGUGUUUCAAACCCUGAUAUCUUUUGAUGUCUUCUGGAAGAGAGCUGGAGAGACAAAGGCCAAAAAGAUCGAGGAGAGAAAUUACAGUUUCAAGUUGGAUAACCUGAAGGUCGGCGUAGAGUACUGUGUGAAUGUGCACAUGAAGAUUUCCAUCAACCACAACACACGGCCAUCUGGUUGGCAGUGUGCUUACACCAGUGUUCUGGAGCCCGAUAGAGUCCCUGGCUCUGUAGCUGUGGCUGCUGUCCUUUUCAUUGUGGGUGGGGUCGGUGUGAUAUUUUUCACGUCUGGCCUGAUAUACACAGGAUUCCUGUGUAAGCCGAAGAUUCCUCUGCUUAUAGCACAGGAUGCCAUGGUGCCCAGUCACUACUACUUCACCCCAGAGAGGAUCACCACUAACCGGAUAACUAUAUUAUCAGCGACAGUGGAAAGAGAGAAGGCACACAGACCAAACACUAACCACAACAGAGAGAACCCGAACCUCAUGGCUAAUGGGGAGGAAGAGGAGGAGGAGGAGGAGGAGGAGGAGGAGGAGGGAGGAAUCUGUGGCUACAUGGACCACGCCACAGGCCUCUCUUCUGAUGGCAGCUCCAACACCACACUGUCACAAUGUGAACCAGGGGCCGGCAAGUUAGUGCAUUCUGGGGGAUUUAGUUUUAAGGUAGCCGUUGAGGAGGAAGAGGAGGCUCCUGAGUUGUUUGGAGGUCUGGCUCAGGGAGAGGCCAAAGGUGAAAAUUCAGUGGUAAUUUCCAGCCUUGACAACGACGAGCAAGACAAAGAGGAGGAGGAAGAGGAGACAUCUGGGAACAUCAAUCUGUUCUCUGUGACCCUGGGGGCAUUUAAAAAGAAUAAUGAGGAGGAGGAGGAAGAAGAUGAGGAAGAGAGUGACACAGCUAUUAUAUUUGACUUUUCUAAACAGGAGCAGAAGCCACUUCUUUCCAUAGACCCAUUACAGGGAUCGUCCCAGCUAGGCAGCAAAGGAUCACUGAGGGAUUUCCUGAAAAGCACAGAUCUAGGACUGAUCCCGCCAAAGAUGGACAGCACAGAGACACAUUCCGGAUAUACAGACCGACAUGCUGACAGAACCACCGAAACACAAUCUGGAUAUACAGACCGACAUGCUGACAGAACCACAGAGACACAAUCUGGAUAUACAGACCGACAUGCUGACAGAACCACAGAGACACAAUCUGGAUAUACAGACCGACAUGCUGACAGAACCACAGAGACACAAUCUGGAUAUACAGACAGACAUGCUGACAGAACCACAGAGACACAAUCUGGAUAUACAGACCGACAUGCUGACAGAACCACAGAGACACAAUCUGGAUAUACAGACAGACAUGCUGACAGAACCACAGAGACACACUCUGGAUAUACAGACAGACAUGCUGACAGAACCACAGAGACACAAUCUGGAUAUACAGACCGACAUGCUGACAGAACCACAGAGACACAAUCUGGAUAUACAGACAGACAUGCUGACAGAACCACAGAGACACACUCUGGAUAUACAGACAGACAUGCUGACAGAACCACAGAGACACACUCUGGAUAUACAGACAGACAUGCUGACAGCAGUACACAGACGCACUCUAAAUUUACUGACAGCAGCACAUGAGACACAUUUUGGACAUACAGGGUGCGAGCAGCACAGAGACAAUCUCUGGAUAUGCAGAUAUGCUGCGAGCAGCACAGCGACACAUUCUGGUGAAGGUACUGAACAAUGUCAAUUCUAUGUUUGUUUACUUAUUCAAUGAUUCUUCAUUAUUUUGCGUAGACAUUUAUACCUGUGUACUUAAUUUCUGUACUAGUAGGCUAUCAAUGCAAUGUUAUGGUUAACAUAUGUUUAUGUAACGUGUGAAUGCAGGGACAAAAGGGUUGCUUUUAACUGCCUAGCUUGCUUGAUGCUGGAGAUAACACCACUCUGUCAUAUGAGAUGGCCUCAGGAACAGAUUGGAAUGUGUCCCUAACCAAUAAGGGGUAAAUCCCGCAGGACUAGUAUUGGCAUCUUCAUGUUAGCUAACCAACCCCCACAACUUCAGGGUUGGGAUAUAAACCAGAGUGGGGUUUGGGAGAGCUCCCUCUUACAUUUUCCACACUUCUGCAUGCAUCUUUGCUCUUGCAACUUCUUAAAUUCAGAAGAGUUUUCUGGGUACAUUGGACAUUGUUGUUAGAGUGCAUACAUGUAAAUAGACAAUGUAUAUACGUUAUAUGUAUAUAAACUGCCGUUCAAAAGUUUGUGGUCACUUUACAGAACAACGCAAACUGGCUCUAAUCAGAAUAGAAAGAGGAGUG